GCAAAGGCGCCGGGCGAGGCCGCGGGCGGGGGAUGAGCCAGGCCGCUCUCCGCGCCCACACUCGCUCCGGCCGGCGGGGCGGCGGCGCGGCCGCGGCCAUGAGGGUGAAGAAGGGCGGCGGGGCGGCGGCGGCCGCGGGCCCCGAGGACGAGCUGCUGCGGAAGCCGCUCAUCGGCCCCGAGGACGUGCUGGGGCUGCAGAAAAUCACGGGCGAUUAUUUGUGCACUCCUGAGGAAAAUGUGUACAAGAUAGAUUUCACCAGGUUUAAAAUCCGAGACAUGGAGUCUGGCACGGUACUGUUUGAAAUCACCAAGCCACCUGCCUCAGAACGUGAACAUGGCGAUAAAAAGGAUGUUGACCCUAAUGCCGGACGGUUUGUUCGCUAUCAGUUCACCCCAGCUUUCCUUAGACUUCGGCAGGUUGGAGCCACGGUAGAGUUCACAGUAGGGGACAAGCCUAUUAAUAACUUCCGCAUGAUUGAGAGGCACUAUUUCCGGGAUCAGCUGCUCAAGAGCUUUGAUUUUGAAUUUGGGUUCUGCAUCCCCAGCAGUAAAAACACUUGUGAACACAUCUAUGAAUUCCCACAGCUCUCGGAGGAUCUCAUUCGAGAGAUGAUCCUUCACCCCUAUGAGACGCAGUCGGACAGUUUCUACUUUGUAGACAACAAGCUGGUGAUGCACAACAAGGCAGAUUAUUCGUACAGUGGAGGACCAUGAGUACUGAGUGGACAGCAGAGCCAUGCUGGCCUUUCCUUUCCUGUAGAAAUUGUCAGGGAUUCUACCACCUUCCUGCAGUUGACUUCCAAGGUCAGCUGAGCACAGUUCCAUGAACCAAGGACUCUUUGCUUGUAGGAGUUGUUGAAGUCUUUCAUCUUCCCUGAGCUUUGAAGCAGAACCCUAUCCUUCAAGAACUCUAAACACAGUUCCGCUCCAGUGAGUGAUCUUUGGUCACCAGAGUCGGAGACUCUUUAAAUAGCUCUGUGUAAAAAUGUCCUGAUAUAUCAUCCAGUUAGAAUAAAUCCAGGAAUUCUGGGCCCAAAUUCUCCAGAUCCAUGUUUUCAUUAUUAAGCCUCUUUGCACAAUUGCUAUCUCUUAGGAUGUGGGCUGGAAGAGCCUGUGAACAAGCAGAAGUCUAAUGCAAAUACAGAGAUGCAUAUAUUUAUCUGAUUCUGUUUAUGAAUGCUUCAAAGGGCACAGUUUUAAUCCUAAUUUCAUUUGUACAUCCAUCCACAUAAAAAUGUCUUGUGGCACCUUAGAGACUAACAAAUUUAUUUGAGCAUAAGCUUUCGUGAGUUACAGCUCACUUCAUCGGAUGCUCACGAAAGCUUAUGCACAUGAAAGCUUAUGCUCAAAUAAAUUUGUUAGUCUCUAAGGUGCCACAAGUCCUCCUUUUUCUUUUUUCCUGGAAACAAUGAAACUCGCACUGAAGGACAGUAAUUCAAUGACAGGUCUGUCUUAAACUGCCCCCUUUUUUUUUUUUUUUUUUUUUUUUGCAUCUGUUAGAAACCUAUUAUUGAGGGUCUGCAAGUCCCCACAAGCGUUGUCCUCUUUCAUUUCAGCUUCUGUGUUCUUUGCUGAAUCUUCUAGUCAAGAAGUAGUUAUGUUUUUAGUUUAGCUUGGCAUUAUCAGGCAGUUAAUUUUCAGCCUAUACCUGGCGUAAGCUUUUCUUCCCUGAAUCUGAUUUCUUCUUUAGCUACCUGUAGAGACAAGAUGCUUCAGUAGAGUUGCCAGAGGAAAGUAAUUUCAUUUGUCGUGAAAAGAUGGUGGUUAGAGCGAAUGGACUUUCUGGUUUUUCUUUUGUGUCUGAAUUUGAAGCAUUUUAUGGUCAAGUGUGUUUGUUUUUUGUCCAAAAAUUUUUGGGUCAGCUAUUUCUCAGAGACUGUAAAUUUGACACUAUGCAUCUACAGUCAGUGUACAACACAGGUUAUCCAAAAUGAUGGUGCCACUUCCAGUCCCACGUAAGGAGUUUAAGAACUGUUUUGCACAAGUUUCUCAUAGUAUGCUGCUCUUUGGAGCAGGGAAGUGGAGGGGAGAGGCAAAAGCAAGCUAAUGAAUCAGAGAGAAUCUGCUGUACUGUACAUUAGAAUAGAUAAAAAUCAAUUAAAAGGUCGAAAAUGAACAGAAGCAAAGGAUGAAAGCUUUCUUCCUUUUGUUUGCAGGCGACUUAUGGUCAUGAAACCCUCACUCAAAAAAUUUGGUUAAAAAUUAAGCUUUGCAGUUUAUAGCCAUUUCUGUGAAUACAUUGUCUUCAUGUCUAAUUCUGUGAGUUAAGUGGAACAUUAUACAUUAGCCUCAGACAGGUGCGAUUAUAAUAAUUUUUUUAAAAUUCCAUUUCCAGUUGUUAUUAACACCUUUCCUCCAGUCACAGCCUAGUCAACCAAGAAAAUUGCAAACUCUUCCAUCCAUCAUCUGAAAAGGGAGGCCUUGUCUGUGAAAGCUGCCAUCAGUGGGAUUGUGAUAAUACUAAGGGUCACUGUUUGCUCUUGGUUGGCUUGUUUUUUACGUUUGACAGUUGAUUGUUUUCUGAGGCAACUGCAGCAAGUUGGGACACAACACGGAUUAUUCUUAGUUUAAAAAAUUAACUGUAGCCAAAGUGUGUACACAUAGUUCACUGCUAUAACAAAACAGCAAAUAUUACCCAGAUGAGACCUGUCAUCAGGACUGCUUCUUUGUAUCGUAUAUCUAACUGCAAAAUCAGCCCAGGGCUGACUUGUCCAUUUUAAGAUGGUUACAAGGAAUUUUCCCAGUUAUUUUUAUAUUAGUCUGAUCAGCCAUGUAUUUUAGCAUAGUGAAUCAUCAGAAAAUGAAAAAGUUUACAAAAAACGUUGGACAAGUUAAAAUUGUUUUUUGUAUUUUUGUGCAUCAGGGCUGGAAAACUGUCUUGCAAAUCAAAAGACUUUCCAUACUCAUGGAAAUAUUGAACAGCUUUUGAAAUAGUCGAUAUGUAUUAAUAUAUUAAAAAAUAUACUGUUAUUUUGACAGUAGAGUGUUUUUAGCCAUUACUCCAUAUACUUUCCCUGUACUAAUAUCUUCCAUCACUCAUUCAUUGUCCAUAUUAACCUCUUUUGUGCUUAAUAAUUAUAACAGCUACAUACAGCAAGUGUGCCUGUCCAGCAUUGGCAGACAUACAUGUUCCAGGAGCAGAGAGUUAAAAUGUCAUCAUCUUAUAACGUCUCAGUCCACUGCUAUGAAAGUGGUGUCAGUUCCAUGUCACCUUUUAGCUUAUCUUUUCAUAUAUUGGGUUGUCAUCUCAAGGAUCGUCUUGGUAUGUGAUAUUGUAACAAGCCAUUUGGGAAACACUCAAAUUCGUUAGUCCCCAGCUCUUUUUCACACUCUUUUUGCUACCUCUUGUUGCUCUUUUUAAAGAUUCCCUUGAAGUGUUAGUUGAUGAUAGAAUUAAAAAUGUGUUAUCUUUUGAAAUGGGAAGUGACUAAACAAAAUAUGCUGUGGGGUUGCCUGCUUUUAUCAAAUUAUAGGAACAAGAAGCUAGAGAAAAGGUACUUCGUUCCCAGAAGUGCAGUAAGUUACAGAAUGAACUUCUUGGUACACUGCAUUUUAUUGCAAGUGGGAGGCUAAGUGUAAAGAAAAAUGAAAUAUUCACGACCAGAUUCUGGGACUAGUUUGGCAAACUGAUCAUGACCCAUAUUCAAGGGGGUUAUAUUUUCAGGCUAGAAAAAAAUCCAAUCAUGAUUUAUGUAGAAAUGUUUAACAGCUAGUUAGUUUGCCCAGUCCUAUAAAUAAAAAUGCUGAUAUCCUUUAAAAUAGAGGAGAAAAAUUUUCAGCCAUUUAAUGGAGUAAAUUACUUGACCAUCUUUUGGCUUUGGGUUUUCAAUGGCUGCUUUAUAAGUUAUUCUUUUCAAAAAAUCAAAUGUGGAAAAAAAAAAACAGCCUCAGAUACAGUUAUGAAUUCUUUAGAUCAGUAUGAAGCUUUCUCUAGAAGUGUUAUGAAGACAGAAUUUUACAGUCCACUGUAACUGUCAUUCUGUAGUUGCAAACGGUUUUUCACAUAGAGAGCUGUAUGCUGUCGUAAACUGUUUCCAACUAUUAAAUAAUCUAAGAUUAAUACAAAAAGAAAAAGAGAGGCCUUGGAUAAUGGACAGGUUCCAUUUCUACUCUGGCUGCUCAUGCAGAAAUAUGCUGUGUAAUAUUGAUGCAACAUCCAUUGAAUCAUACUGCACAUGAUAUCUGAAAUAUACAUGAAAAAUCUAAUAGGAGCUUUUCCAAUAUAUUAAUAGUUUUAGUGCAAUUUUAGUGAGGAAAUUAUUAUUUUUUCCUUCUUCUGGGGUUUAUUUUGUAACAAACUUCUAAUGUUUCCUCUGAUCUUAAAAUGGGUCACUUUUUUUCAUAUGAAGGAGCAGAGUUACAUAUGAAAGAAACUGUCUAUAAGAGAUCAUUUUAAAACCAAAUGCUUAUAAGAUGCUGAGUGCCUUCAACUACCAUUGGUUUGAAUGGGAAUUAAAAGCACUUGGCACCCUUCUAAAAUCAGGCCCAUGACUUCUUUUAAAAAUUGAUACCUUAUUUUUGGCAAAAGGUAGAAUUGAAAUUAAAACAUUUUUCAUUCAUUGUUUCCAGAAGGCUCUUAAUUACUCUCCCUGUAGCCGUUACUCUUUAUUGAAUAUUAAUCCAUGCUGGUUUUACCUUUGUGUCCAGGCUCUGAAAUCCUAGCUUUCCAGAGGGGUAUUGCAUUCACUUUACACCUAGCAGGUCAAGCCAAGACAGUACACCUUAAAAUUGGGGUGUUCUAAUUACCCUCUUGCACCCUCUUCCCCAGCUCCACGUAUGAUUUUAAUAGCCACUGUAUCGAGAAUUCCAUGUAUUACAGUACCAUUUGAGAGUCUGGGACCCUAGUUUGCAAUGAUGUAAAGGCUUAUCUCUAACGUUAUUGAUUUGUAAGCCACUGGCUAUUAAAUGUUGGAACUGAAGUGAGAUAAAAGAGCAAGAGGGUAAUCAAGAUGAUCAGCUUUUAGAGAUUAGAUGUUCCUUCUUAUUAUUAAUAUAUUGAUCAUGUCUUUUCUUAUUUGUUAAAUUAACUUUGUAAAACCCUUAGUACUCUCUGGGAACACGUUAAUAUUUUCUUGCACUAUGAUUCACUUAAGUGAAGUUUGAUGCUGUAGGAGUUCCUGCUGUUGCUAACGUUCAUAGACUUUAAGGCCAGAAGGGACCCUCAUAAUCAUCUAGUCAGACCUGCACUGACAUAACUCUUCUUGAAAUAAGGAAAUAAAUUAUGUCUCAAUUCACUUAUUCUAAGUGGACAAAGUAUUGGACUUUCUCUUUUCUAGAUCUUUAUAAUUUAAGUUCCUUGAAAAUAUAGGAAGGUUUUCAAAUAGCAAAAAUAACAUAAAUUAACACGUAUACUAUAUGGUCCAAUAUUUCACAGAUUACUAGACUAGAAACAUAUUGUUGGAACAGGACAAAUGCUUUCAAGACCAAUACAUUUUUACUUGCUCUGGCCUUGGACCAAUGAUGAUAAAGAGAAAAGAUUCCUGCAGAUAGUUUGUCCUUUAUGCUGUGAGAUGGUUUGUGCAUUAAUUGACUAUUCCAUCAUCAUUGACUGGGGAGGAUUUUUGAGCCUGAUUAAAUGUAGGCAGUCUCUUCAUUUCAAGAUUAAAACCAAGAUGUUAUGUUAAUGUUCUUGCUCACAAUCUCUUUUGUAAUAAAAAGGCUUGUUGUAUGAGCAGAUCAGUAAGAUGGAACUGCUUGGCUUGUCUGUCAGCCAUUGGGUCACACUGAAAAUGCUCGUACAGGGUAGCAAAAGUUUAACCUGCAGCUGCACAUAUCUUUAAUAUAGAGAUACAGGCUAAAAGUCCCAAUAUGCAAGCUUCAUCUUAAUCCAGACUGCCUACUCAUUUGCAUCCAGGAUGGAGCACUGUGUGUCUGAACUUGGUCUCCAUGGGUCAAACCUUUGUUAAAGAAGAAAGCAAGUGCAACAUGCUCCAUUUUAUUACAGUUAGAUGCAAUCCUUUGGCUCAGGGAAGUGGCCAGUGCUGCCCUUGGUUGUAAAAUUUGAAGACCCUGUACUAUUAUAAAAGAAACUGUUGAAGGGUGUGCAUGUCUAGGGGUGUCUAUUGAACUAUCCUCUUAGAUUGUGAACGCUUGGUAGAAACUGUUUGUUUUGUUGAAAAGCACCUAUCAUUUAGUUGGUGCUCCUGACAUUCAACUUCCAUGCCUCGUAUGUAUUGUAAAAAUAAUCUGUUAAUAAAUCUCUGUAAUCUCUGUGAAAAGUUGAAUUGGCAAAUAGCUCCAGUUAACCAGGUCUGACUAGGAGCUGGAUUCCAGGAACCAGUGCUACCACUUGAAAGAAAGAAAAGUGGAACUGAGAAACUACACGAUAGUUUUGGUUAACUGAAGCUAAGAACCGUAAGGUCCUGACAGCUUUAACUCUUUCUGUUAAAUGAAAACCUUAGCUCAUAGCUUCUGUUAGCAAUUGUAAGUACUAGUGAAGUUUACAUAAAUGUUUUAAUUUUAAAAUCAGAUUUAUACUUAAAUUCUCUGACAGCUCUUUAUCAACAUGCAAACACAAGAGUGAUAUGCUGGGCAUGAAAUGCCAGAUGCAUUAUCUUCUGAAUCAUGGCAUAGUCUAAACAGAUGGUACUGUGUGUUUGUAGAUCCAUUUAUAUGAUUUAGUGAACACUUCCCUAGAAUCACUGUGCUAAUGCCUUCCUACUGUAAUGUCUGCUUUUACUUUAAUGCUACACUGAGAAUACCUAUCUGAAUGUGACUUUUUUGCAUAAAAUCAGAUUGGAUUGUCUAUUAAAAUAUGUAUUUAUAAAAUAAAAAUAUAUUUUUGGUGGAAGGAAAGUAAAAAUCUAGGCAUAAUUCCAUUGGGAUAUUAGCAACAUUUUUAUCAAGUUUAUUUUAUAAAUGUUUGUAUCUUGUUAGUUGUCUAACUUCAGUUUGCAGUAAGAACAUCCACUGUAGCUCACUUAGUGGAAACACAUUGCACUGCCAUGCAGAGAACCUGGGGUUGGAAGAAUUAGGAUUGUUUUUCCUUCUGGAAUUGAGGGAAACUGAGCAAAUUGCCAUGAAGAAUAUAAGCCCUGGCAGUCAAUCCACCUGACUGGCAUUGGUUUGAGCACUUAGUUUGCUUUAUUUGUUUGCAGAGACUGAAUUGUGGGCGGGGGGUGGGGGGUGAUGAGAAUAAUUCAGAAUAAAGAAAAUUAGAAUAUGAUUUUAAGGUCUCCCUAUAGGGGGUAGGAGUGUAGAUGUUAGAAGUAAUGAACACAAGGAGUCCAAAUAAUGAGUGAAUACGCUCACUCAAAACUAUUUACAGGUUAGGGAAUAUGCUUAAAUAUUUCCAUUAUUUUGGAAAAGGGGUUAAAAUGUGUAUCUUUCAUUAGCAACUAUUUUGUUUCCUGUAACAAACUGCGAAAUGUUUAAAAAAAUUAAAGGUAAAUUAUUGAUCCUAAAAA
Messenger RNA from Dermochelys coriacea (leatherback sea turtle), 7408 nucleotides. It is a transcript of the gene UNC119, whose product is annotated as unc-119 lipid binding chaperone. The transcript has 5 exons. The coding region runs from base 33 to 716 and encodes 227 amino acids. Lineage: Eukaryota; Metazoa; Chordata; Testudines; Dermochelyidae. Gene Ontology annotation, cellular component: spindle midzone; intercellular bridge; spindle pole. The record is from RefSeq and is a predicted model, not a curated record. Gene Ontology annotation, biological process: lipoprotein transport; negative regulation of clathrin-dependent endocytosis; nervous system development. Gene Ontology annotation, molecular function: lipid binding.